AUGGCUCAGCAGUUAAGAGCAUUGCCUGCUCUUACAAAGGUCCUGGGUUCUUUCGUUCAAUCAUACACAGGCGCCCCCAGGAAGCAGCGACGGGAGCGAACCACAUUCACCAGGAGCCAGUUGGAAGAGCUGGAGGCCCUGUUUUCCAAGACCCAGUACCCGGAUGUGUACGCCCGUGAGGAGGUGGCUCUCAAGAUCAACCUGCCUGAGUCCAGGGUCCAGGUAUGGUUCAAGAAUCGCAGAGCGAAAUGCAGACAGCAGCGGCAGCAGCAGAAACAGCAGCAGCAGCCCCCAGGGGGACAGGUCAAGGUUCGCCCUGUGAAGAGGAAAGCAGGCACAUCCCCACGGCCCUCUGCAGAUGUUUGUACAGACCCUCUGGGCAUCUCAGAUUCCUACAGCCCAUCUCUGCCUGGUCCCUCAGGCUCACCUACCACAGCUGUGGCCACUGUGUCCAUUUGGAGUCCGGCCUCGGAGUCUCCUUUGCCUGAGGCCCAGCGAGCUGGGCUAGUGGCCUCAGGGCCCUCUCUCACCUCAGCCCCCUAUGCCAUGACCUAUGCUCCUGCCUCUGCUUUCUGCUCUUCUCCCUCCGCUUAUGCGUCUCCAAGUUCCUAUUUCAGUGGGCUGGAUCCCUACCUUUCUCCCAUGGUGCCCCAAUUAGGGGGUCCGGCUCUCAGCCCUCUCUCAGGCCCUUCUGUGGGGCCAUCUCUGGCCCAAUCCCCUACCUCCUUGUCAGGCCAGAGCUACAGUACCUACAGCCCCAUGGACAGCCUGGAAUUCAAGGACCCCACAGGCACCUGGAAAUUCACCUACAACCCCAUGGACCCUCUGGACUACAAAGAUCAGAGUGCCUGGAAAUUUCAGAUCCUGUAG
Alexandromys fortis (reed vole) is the source of this 870-nucleotide messenger RNA. Its product is annotated as cone-rod homeobox protein. The transcript is spliced from 3 exons. Bases 1 to 870 code for a protein of 289 amino acids. The record is from RefSeq and is a predicted model, not a curated record. Gene Ontology annotation, molecular function: RNA polymerase II cis-regulatory region sequence-specific DNA binding; DNA-binding transcription factor activity, RNA polymerase II-specific. Gene Ontology annotation, cellular component: nucleus. Lineage: Eukaryota; Metazoa; Chordata; Mammalia; Rodentia; Cricetidae. Gene Ontology annotation, biological process: regulation of transcription by RNA polymerase II; multicellular organism development.